Molecule: messenger RNA, 3344 nt
Organism: Anoplophora glabripennis (Asian longhorned beetle)
Lineage: Eukaryota; Metazoa; Arthropoda; Insecta; Coleoptera; Cerambycidae
Exons: 6
Coding region: 118-1071 (317 amino acids)
Biological process (GO): lipid metabolic process
Cellular component (GO): membrane
Molecular function (GO): oxidoreductase activity, acting on the CH-CH group of donors
Source: RefSeq, a predicted model, not a curated record
CAUCAACCAUCAAGUGCUUAGUGAGCGCCGCGACGCGUAGAAGUGAACAUCGGCGUCGGACGUAGGAUGCAAACCUAUACAAUGUUUUGACAAACCCAGCAACAAAAAAAUCAAAACAUGGCUGUCGAAAUUUUAGACCAAGAUCAUUUUGCAAUAAGUGCUAUAGUUACAGUAACAAUGCAAGUAAUAUUUUUCUUGAUAGCAGCCACUUUCCAAAUGGAUAAAGUUACUGAUUUUGCUGGAGGAAUAAAUUUUAUAAUACUAGCCUUGCUCACGUUUUUUCUAGGUCAAGGAGGAAAGAAAAGCUACGACAGCAGGCAACUGAUGGUAACAGUAUUUGUCUGUCUAUGGGGAAUGCGUCUUUCGGGAUACCUUUUUUACAGAAUUAUCAAAAUAGGUAGAGAUAAACAAUUCGAAGAUAAGAAAAGUAACAACAUUCGAUUUGCAAUUUUUUGGACAUUUCAGGCGGUUUGGGUGUAUGUAGUAAGUUUACCAGUCAUUAUCAUAAAUUCUCCAAGACACGCCAUUCCAAAAGCUCCGAAAACUAUGACCACGCUAGAUUCAACAGGAACGGCAUUCUUCGUUGUUGGUCUCUUGGCAGAGACGUACGCCGACUUACAAAAGUUCUCAUUUAGGCAGGAUCCAUCCAACCAAGGGAAAUGGUGCAAUGAUGGUCUAUGGAGAUUAUCCAGGCACCCAAACUACUUCGGGGAAAUAGUCUUAUGGUGGGGGAUAUUUAUAAUCUCCCUCAACGUGCUUGAAGGAAUAGAGUGGGUUGCAAUAAUUUCCCCUUUGUUCACUACCAUAAUUAUACUGUUCCUUUCUGGAAUACCACUUCUAGAAAAGUCUUCCGAUGAAAAAUACAGGGACAUAUCCGAUUACAGAUACUACAAGGCUUCCACUUCUCCGUUGAUUCCUAUACCCCCAUCUAUUUACGUUGAAGUUCCCCAAUUUCUGAAAUUCAUUUUGUGUUGCGAAUAUCCGAUGUACGAUUCUUUAGAUGAGAAAACUAAGGGGGCGCACAUCAUUAAGGAAUCUACGAGUGCAUCGUUAGCUCCAUCGCAGACAUAGCUAUAGCUACAUGCUGGUCCUCAACAACAGGUCAGCAGUAGUACCACAGUGACAGAAAAUAAAGUUCAAAUUACAGCUCUCUGAAUAUGGGCCACGGAAAUAUUGAUAAGCGCAAACUAUCAAAAAUAAUUAGGAAAUUUAGGAAUGAUGUUUUAUCUAAGUCAAAUGUAUUCUAUAGGUUAAAUUCACACGGAAUUUACUAACUGGACGGGCUUUUCCACUGAGUGAGAUUUAAAAAAUAUUCCAGGUAGAUGUUUGAAUUAAAUAAUUAAGUGAAAUGUCAAUUAGGUAUACGUCAAGGUUCAGUAUGAGAAAAAGUUUUACGAAGAUACGAAGAGAAUAUACAUACAUUCAAAUUAUUUUAAUAAAUUAUCCCAGACGAGUGUGCUUUAAAGAUAAAUAUGUUUUAAAAAAUAAUAAAAUUAAUACUGUGGAAUAAUGAACUGUGUAAGAAUACUGGUAAACAUUAUUUUCGGUAUUGUACAGGGUGUUGUACAAAUGCGCAUAAAAUUUUAGAUUUCAGAACACUAAAAGAUGAAACGAUUUUUUUUAUGGACCAUGAGCCUAUUAUCUUUCGCUUAAUUCAUUAAUAAUGGACAGGGUGUCACGAAACUUAUGGGUUAUAUAUCAAGUGUGGUUUCCUUUGAUGAAAAUGAACCGAAUUAAAUCAAGUUACAUUAGCACAAUCUCGCUUCCUUAAAAAUUUACAGGUCUUUCAAAAAAAAUAAAUACAUUUUUUUGUAGGCCUCUUACCUUUUAACCAGUGGCGGCUUGUUACAUUGAAAAUAGGUGAGGCAUAUUCAUUGAUUGCCUAAAAAGUUGGCGCUGGCGAAAAUUUUCAGAUUUUCAAGGUCAAACGACUUUAAAUGAAUCGGAAAUAAUUAUAAAUUGCAAAACCAAACGGAAAUUUUGGGUGAAGCGGUGCGUCACUUGCGUCUCCAGACGCGCCGCCAAUGCUUUUAAGGAAGCAAAAUAGUAAAAAUAUAAAUUAAACUAAAUCGAUUAAUUUUGAUCUAGAAAGCUUCACUGAAAUUUGAUACAGUGUUUAAGUUAUUGACAAUCUACUAGGGGUCGGUCUCGGUAUGACAUUUAAUAACAUACAUUUUCUGAGAUUAGGUUUUUUUCAGAGUACCUAUGUCCUUAAUAUAAUAUUUAAUUGUACAGAAAAGCUACCCUUAUUAUUGUAAAAUCAAAGAAAACUUACCGUCUUUUGAGAAAAACGCAACUAUUUAACCUAAUGUUAACUAUAGUAGCUAUUCCUUUAUAUACAGGGUGUCCGAAAACUAAGGGUUACAUUUCAAAGGUUGUUGCUUCCCUAAAAAGUUACAUAUCUUCAAAAAAUAUUUAUUUUUUCAUUUUUUUGAAGUCUGCUAAUAUUAUAAGGAAGCAUGAUGGUUCGAAAAUUUAUUUUCAUUAAAAGGAUAUUUACCCUCGAAAUAUCAUGCAUUCAUUUGUGGACACUGUAUAUUAAAGAUAGAUGGUUGACUUUGGGAUGACUGGUUCGGUGUUUCUCAAAAAAGCACAUUAAUGAAGUGUUACAUUAGAGUACAAGACAUGUACACCGUAACAAACCUAAUCUAAAAAAGUUAUCUCCGCCUAAAAUGUCAUUGAAUGAGCAGCUGGAUCUCUCUAGCGGAUGGUUAAAAACUAACAAAGCAAUUUCAAUUCAUUUUCAUUACAUUGUUUUUUCGAAAUAAAGACUACAAUUUUUAUUUGUAAAAUCAUCUUUGACACCCUGUAUGUUAAAAACACAAGACUAUUAGUCAUUUUAUUUUUUGAUGUCCUACCAUCCUCUAAUUUUUGCAACACCCAUCAUAAUUAAAAUGGAAAUAAAUUUUCUUAAAUUCAUUUUAUUUCAUUUUCGUCUAUAUUUUCCUAAUUAUUUUUGAAUUGGCGAAGAGAAUGCCUUAUAUUGAAUGUAAUAAGGCAUAUAGGGAACAUUGAUUAAGAGCAAAUUGUGAUUAAUUUUAAAAAUCUGUAUGGAAUACAUUUGUGCUAAAAGUUAAUCUAUCAAAAAUAUAUCAGAAAAACUAGGAAUUGAAACUGAAAUUUAGAAAAAUCUCUAUUUACGGUUUAGGUCAAUAUUGUUAGUAGACAAAAAAGGAAUAAUGUAUUUAAGCUUAUUAUAAAAAUCGUAAAUGUACAAACAGUAUUAUUUUAAACUUCUUUUAUAGUAAGCUGUUAAUACAUGAUACUUACCUAGUCUUGUAAUCAUAUCUAACAAAAUUAAAUUUAAAUGAAAAUGUGCAGAAACUAACAAUAUACUAUUAAAA